CAGUCCGACCAGUGCAGCGGCCUCAAACACCCACCCACACACGCAGGCACGACGCAGCGGCGGCGGCGGCGGCGACGACAGUAGCAGCGCAGCGGCGAGACACCCUCGACCCGACCCGACGCACGGCGGAGGCGUACCGACAUGAACGGGAUGAAUAGCAUGGAAUACGGCGGCGACGGCUACAUGGAGCAGGAAGAAGAGUGGGAACGGGAGGGGCUGUUAGACCCCGCCUGGGAGAAGCAGCAGAAAAAGACCUUCACCGCGUGGUGCAACUCGCACCUGCGCAAGGCCGGCACGGGCAUCGAGAGCAUCGAGGAGGACUUCCGCAACGGCCUCAAGCUGAUGCUGCUGCUCGAGGUGAUCUCGGGCGAGACGCUGCCCAAGCCCGACAGGGGCAAGAUGCGCUUCCACAAGAUCGCCAACGUCAACAAGGCGCUCGACUUCAUCGCCUCCAAGGGCGUCAAGCUCGUCUCCAUCGGCGCCGAGGAAAUCGUGGACGGCAACCUGAAGAUGACGCUGGGCAUGAUCUGGACCAUCAUCCUGCGCUUCGCCAUCCAGGACAUCAGCGUGGAGGAGAUGACGGCCAAGGAGGGGCUGCUGCUGUGGUGCCAGCGCAAGACGGCGCCCUACAAGAACGUCAACGUGCAGAACUUCCACCUCAGCUUCAAGGACGGCCUCGCCUUCUGCGCGCUCAUUCACCGACAUCGGCCAGAUCUCAUUGAUUACCAUAAGCUGAGCAAGGACAAUCCUCUGGAGAAUCUCAACACAGCCUUCGAUGUUGCGGAGAAGUACUUGGACAUCCCGCGCAUGUUGGACCCUGAUGGCGGAAACUGCUGCUAAUCGCAUCUGCAAAGUUUUGAAGGUGAACCAGGAGAACGAGAGGUUGAUGGAAGAGUAUGAACGUCUAGCCAGUGACCUGCUGGAGUGGAUCCGACGCACCAUGCCAUGGCUCAACAGCCGCCAGACUGACAACUCAUUGGCUGGUGUACAGAAGAAAUUGGAAGAGUACCGUACUUACCGCCGCAAGCACAAGCCCCCUCGCGUUGAGCAGAAGGCCAAGUUGGAAACCAACUUCAACACUCUUCAGACCAAGCUGCGUCUCUCCAACAGACCGGCCUACAUGCCCACCGAGGGCAAGAUGGUUUCGGACAUCGCCAAUGCAUGGAAAGGCUUGGAGACUGCAGAAAAGGCAUUUGAGGAAUGGCUCCUGGCUGAGAUGAUGAGGUUGGAGCGCCUGGAGCACUUGGCCCAGAAGUUCAAGCACAAGGCUGACGCGCACGAGGAGUGGACCACAGGCAAAGAGGAGUUGCUGCAGUCACAAGACUUCCGCCAGUGCAGGCUGAACGAGCUCAAGGCCCUCAAGAAGAAGCACGAGGCCUUUGAGAGUGACCUUGCUGCACACCAGGACCGCGUGGAACAAAUCGCUGCCAUCGCUCAGGAACUUAACACCUUGGAAUACCACGAUGCAGCUUCUGUGAACGCCCGCUGCCAGCGCAUUUGCGACCAGUGGGAUCGCCUGGGAUCGCUGACCCAGCGACGACGUGGUGCCCUGGAAGAAGCGGAGAAGAUUCUGGAGAAGAUCGACAUUUUGCAUUUGGAGUUCGCGAAGCGCGCUGCUCCUUUCAACAACUGGUUGGACGGCACCAGGGAGGAUCUGGUGGACAUGUUCAUUGUCCACACCAUGGAGGAAAUUCAGGGCCUCAUUGAUGCCCAUGGGCAGUUCAAGGCUACCCUUGGAGAGGCCGAUAAGGAGUUCAAUGCCAUUGUUGGACUGGUACGCGAGGUCGAAGCUACUGCUUCCAAAUACCAGGUUCCUGGAGGCCUCAACAACCCGUACACCACUCUCACAGCCAACGAGCUGACGCGCAAGUGGACAGAGGUGCGGCAGCUGGUUCCCCAGAGGGACCAGACCCUGCAGAACGAGCUUCGCAAGCAGCAAAACAACGAGAUGGUUCGCCGGCAGUUUGCCGAGAAGGCCAACGGUGUGGGGCCAUGGAUCGAGCGGCAGAUGGACGCUGUCACUGCCAUCGGCAUGGGUCUGCAGGGCUCGUUGGAAGACCAGCUGCUGCGGCUGCGUGAAUACGAACAGGCUGUGUACGCAUACAAGCCACAUAUUGAGGAGCUGGAGAAGAUUCACCAGGCUGUACAGGAAGGCAUGAUCUUUGAGAACAGGUAUACACAGUACACCAUGGAGACGCUGCGGGUGGGCUGGGAGCAGCUGCUGACCUCAAUCAACAGGAACAUCAACGAGGUAGAGAACCAGAUCCUCACCAGAGACUCCAAGGGGAUCACGCAAGAGCAGCUCAACGAGUUCCGCGCUUCCUUCAACCACUUCGACAAGAACCGCACCGGCCGCCUCGCCCCAGACGAGUUCAAGAGCUGCCUCGUUUCCUUGGGCUACUCUCUUGGCAAAGAUCGUCAGGGUGACAUUGACUUCCAGAGAAUCCUGGCUGUUGUGGAUCCGAAUGGCACAGGCUAUGUCCACUUUGACGCCUUCCUUGACUUCAUGACACGUGAAAGCACUGACACCGAUACUGCAGAACAAGUCAUUGACUCCUUCCGUAUCUUGGCUGGUGACAAGCCGUACAUCCUGCCUGACGAGUUGAGACGUGAACUGCCCCCUGACCAGGCCGAGUACUGCAUCCAACGCAUGCCUCCCUUCAAGGGCCCCAACGCGACUCCCGGAGCCUUGGACUACAUGGCUUUCAGCACUGCGCUCUACGGGGAGUCCGACUUGUAGAGCGGCUGAUGAUGUGAUGCGAUAAGGCGAUGCGACGACAUCUUAUGCCUUGCCUCACUCUAACCUUCGCCUGGUCGGCACCAAACUGUUGUUUUUAUUUAAAUCUACAGAAUGUUUAUUAUAUUAUAAUAAUAAUUAUUAUUUUUUUGCUGUGUACAAUAUUUGAAGAAACAUGGUAUACAUAGUGUGGCUAAGGAGUCUGUACACACUUUAUCAUAGUAGUUCUGUUCUCAUCUCAAUAAAUUACUAUAUAUUUUUGAUUAAAUAGUUUUGUCGUACAUUUUAAGUUGUAUUUCACACUGUAAAGAAUGCUGUGUAUUCGAAUUUGUUUUCUUUUGUUAUUUCCAGAUUGCCAGUUAUUUUCAUUAGCUAUUUUCAUUUUCAAAUUUGCUAUUCAGUAAAUAAUGUUUAAAGAGAUUCUUUAUUUAUAACGAAACUCGUUUACUGGUAAUGAAAUAACACCAAAGAUUUCAUUCAUAAACAAAGGAAUUUCAAAAUAAUAUUCUCAUUUCUGUUAUCGUUAUUUUCAUCUUGAUAAGUAAAUGGUAAUGUGUGCCCAGACGUCGUAGCUAUACUCUGUAUAUAUUUAACCAGUGGUGAUUAGGAGAGGGAAGCAUCCUGCUGAUUUCUGGUAUAGUUGUGUCAAUAUGCAUUUGCAAUUGAAUAUCUUGUGGAAGUGUUGGAAUAGCAAAUUAUUAUUGAAUUUAAUGGUGACACAAGUAGGAAUUGAGUUCUUAUUACACAUAUCACGAGAAUAAUCAUGUGUACACAUCUAGAGAAUGAAUGAUUAAUUCUGGAUUUACGCAGCUCGGUACUCAAGUUUGGUCUCCGGGAGAUCACUGUUGAGUACAAUACUUUGCUUAGAGAUGUGUGAUGAGGCUAAGUUGCUCUACUGGUUUUUGGAACUUGAUGACUUGUGUACAUACAUUUUUCCUUUGAGCACAAUAUAAAGUAGUUCAGCCAUAGAAUUCAGUAGUGCAGCCUUGUUUCAUCAGGCAAUCUGAGCUUUUUUAAUGUUCCGUUCACAAUAAAACAUCAAUCUUGUUGACCGAAUUCCCUUAAUCAGUAUUUGCUGAUUCAUUCGGCAUUUUUCAUUGAUACUCAAGAUGUGUAUCCUUUCUAUCUUGGACCAGUGAGUGUCUCAAUAUUCAGUGUGCCAUACAUCAACUAAGAGUUUUUAACGAGUCACUCACGUUAGAUACAGUUCCUCCUGUAAUUGGUUGCUUGUAUCAUAAAUGGUACCUAUUAUUAACUAGUACUCAAGCUGUAUAGGUACUUUGAAUUUUAAGAAUUGCUGGGUGAGGAAAUCAGCAGGAUAAGAAAUUUUCGCCUUGCCCUGCCGCUAACGAAGGCUGAUCACUACACAGUGAAUCGGCAACGAAACUCACUGCCAGCUGGGCAGGGGCAGUGUGUACUCGCGGAAUGCAAAGAAGGGAAUAACAUAUUUUUGGAAGGUGUUAAAAAACAUGUUUUUUUUAAAUGCCCAAUUUUUUAGAUGGAAGAUGUUGCAAGUAAUUAUAUAUAUAUAAACACACACAACCUAAAAAUAUUAAAAGUAUGAAUAAAAAGUAAUCUUAAGAAAUUAUUUUUUUGAAAUAAGCCCAGAAUUGAAUAGCAGGUUUAUAGUGUGACAUUCUAGUCAGAUGUUCGGUCAUAUGUAAAACUGAAAAAACAUAAAUAAGGCUUACAAGAAUGGAACAUUAAAAAGGAAUAUUGGAA
This is a messenger RNA of Gryllus bimaculatus (two-spotted cricket), 4459 nucleotides long. The record is from the annotation of a GenBank genome assembly. NCBI's taxonomy places the organism in Eukaryota, Metazoa, Arthropoda, Insecta, Orthoptera, Gryllidae.